AAUGAAGUCUCUGGUGAAAUACCAAGGCAAAUAGGCACUAUGAGUAGUCUUGUGACCCUUAACUUGUCAAACAAUCACUUAGUCGGUGACAUCCAUCCUGAAAUAGGACACCUAAAGCACCUGGUUAGAUUAGACUUGUCCAUAAAUAGUCUUUCCGGCUAUGUCCCAAGCAAAUUAGAUGACUUGACAAAACUAACCACCUUAUACCUUGAUCAUAACCAACUUUUUGGAAAAAUUCCACAAGAAUUAGGUUGCCUUGUGAACUUACAGGAUUUGGCGCUUAGUGACAACACACUAACUGGUGCCAUCCCAUAUAGCAUAGGAAAUUUGCCGAAACUCACAACCUUGUAUCUUUACAAUAACCAACUUUCUGGACACAUCCCUCGAGAACUAUGUCGCCUCGUGAACUUAAAGGAUUUGGAGCUUAGCAACAAUAGACUAACUGGUUCCAUCCCAAAUAGCAUAGGAAAUUUGACAAAACUUACAACCUUGUACUUUGACAGCAACCAUAUUUCUGGACACGUCCCUCCAGAACUAGGUUUCCUUGAGAAUUUAGAGGACUUGGAGCUUAGAAACAACACACUAACUGGUUUCAUCCCAAAUAGCAUAGGAAAUUUGACAAAACUCACUAUUUUAUAUCUUUACAUGAACCAACUUUCUGGGCACAUCUCUCGAGAAGUAGGUCGCCUUGAGAACUUAGAGUACUUGGAUCUUGGCAACAACACACUAACAGAUUCCAUCCCAAAUAGCAUAGGAAAUUUGACCAAACUCACAAAUUUGUACCUUGAUAAUAACCAACUUUCUAGCCAAAUUCCACGAGAACUAGGUUAUUUAGCCAACUUAGACUACUUGAGGCUUAGCUACAACACACUGACAGGCUCCAUCCCGAACAACCUAGGCAAUCUCACAAAAAUCACUAGCUUGUAUCUUGACAAUAAUCAACUUUCCGGCCACAUUCCCCGAGAAUUAGGUUAUUUGGCCAACUUAGAUUCGUUGUCUCUUAGAAAUAAUUCACUAACAGGUCCCUCCCAAAUAACCUUGGCAAUCUUACAAAACUCACUACCUUGGACUUUGGCCAGAACCAACUUUCCGGGCCAAUUCCAUGAGGAAUAGCUUGGUUGUUGAAUAUAGACUAUAGAGUACUUUUAGAGCAUAGUAACAACAGACUAAGAGAUUUAAUCACAAACAGCCUAGACUAUCCUGUAGAAUUAUCUUUGUUGAGAAAUUUCACAAGAUGGCCCCGUCCUGCUGCUCCUCUCCUCUCCCUCACGGGCACGGGACCAAACCUCCUGCCGGACCCAUCUCCUCCGCCUCCAUGGUGCUGCUGCAAAAGCUCCUCCUCCUCACGGCGGCCGACGCCGACUCCUCCUCCGCGCUCGUCCUCACCGCCGCCACGGCCCACGCCCUCGCCGCCGGCGCCGGGUAACUCGACGCCAGCGUGCUCACCAGCGACUAGGCCGCCAUCUUGGACUACUGACUGCGUGACCCCUUUCGCCUGCGCCACCGACGUCAUUGCCAUUGCCGCGCUCUCCUGCGAGGACGCGCGGCUGGGCCGUCCCCGAAGCGCCCGCCGCCUCCAAGGAGAGGGCCGACCUCAGGAGGCUCCUACAAGGGUCCUCCAACCGCGCGGCCACCGUCGUCCCUAAGGCGGUCUCGUUCUCCAAGGUGCCUGCCGUGGCCUUCCGAUGCUCCGGUACUGAAGCUCCAUCGGGAACAGGGAUGCCAGCCCACUGGCCGUGCAGUUUGCUCCCUGCACUUGUCCUAAACUGGAGUCCCUGCAGAGAGCUACGGACAGCAGCAUGCGAAUUAGCGAGGAGGAGAUUCCCUAAAGUUCCCAAGUGCCUUUUUCAGAAGCAUCCCUGAAGAGCGAUUGCCCCCUGACGCUGCCGGUUUAUGUCGACUGGAAAAAGCCAGCCGAGUCCAGCGCGAUCAUAUUCCGGCGUGGGUAUUCGAGUGAGAGCCAAAAAGGCCAGCUGUUGGUGGAGAAACUUGAUUACCUGCAGUCCAAACUGUUGCAGAAUAUUUUCUUCAGCUUUUCCAAACCCUUGAUGCACCAAGGAGGACACUUUGAUGUGCUACUGGCUGCUCAAACGGGCGAGGCGACCCAGGAGGCCCUGUUGCCACUGGCCGUGCAACUUGUACUUAUGGUAGGCGCACUCGACAUUCAACCUCUCAGCGCCGCUCGGGCACUGCUCCUGUGCUACUGCUGCAUAGUGAUCAUGCUACUGACGGAAAGGGCACUGCUUCUUCGCGUGGAUUCUGCAGUGGUUACCCAAGCUAUCGUUUGCUCCCAGUUGUCCUAAACUGGAGCCCCUACAGUACAGGGUGAAGUGAAGAAAGCUACGGAGAGCAAUGAAUGAAUCAGCGAGGAAGAGAUUGCCUAAAGUUCCCAAGGGAACACGUGACUUUGGGGGAGAUCAUCAAAUGGCCAUAAGGCGGCAUGCACUUUCAGUAAUAACAGUUGUACUAUUUGAGAUGCACGGUGUUGCUGAAAUUGAUACACCUGCAUUUGAGUUGAGAGAAACCCUUACGGGCAAAUACGACCUUGCUGAUCAGAUCCAAUUGUAAAGCUAGCAUAGUUUUUUUUUUUCUUUUUUUGAAACCUGAAGGUGGCAUCCAGAGAAAACUACUUUCAGAACAACCGAUCAUUUCUCUCGUUUUUAGAUUACUUAAUCGAGUUCAGCCUCCAACUUAUUUCAUUCAUGUCUUCUGUACUGAUGAGCGGUAAUGAGAAUAACCAAAGAUAUGACAAGGUUUUUCUGUACUGUUCAAAUCCACCUGUCAUGAUGUAUUCCGUUCCCGCUGCACUUACAGGCUUUGAAUUUGGAUGCUGUAAGAAACUUCGGAUUAGGUAAUUAGUUGCUUCCUUAGCAUUGUUCGACCUCUACAAAGAUCUCAGACAAGACCUGCCACUGCCUGUUCAGUAUUCAUUGCGAAUCUUCAGGAUAUCUGUAUAUAGGAGGCUACAUGAUCUCUGUAGCUGUGAUAACUAUUUCGUGGUCUGUACUUAGUUAGCUGCAUUUCUUGUGAGUUGUUGUAAGAUAGGGGACCACACGUAUACAACCGUAUAUCUAUACAAAUACAAUACGGUUAUACAACCGUAUAUCUAUACAAAUACAAUACGGUUAUACAACCAUAUAUCUAUACAAAUACAAUACGGUUAUAUAUUCUAACAGUUGUGACACUUAACACAUUGUGAUGGUGUAUAGGAUGAUAUUCAGUCAACUGUUUUGAAAGGGGCUGUACUCGUAGUUUGAUCUAUAUUAAAGUGUGUGCACUAAUAUUCUAAAAUGAUGUGUUUCUUUCCAUUUGUUUAUGUUUUUUCAGAGUGUGAACAACCUUCAACGGAUAGUAGACAAGACUGAA
Molecule: messenger RNA, 3366 nt
Organism: Aegilops tauschii subsp. strangulata
Lineage: Eukaryota; Viridiplantae; Streptophyta; Magnoliopsida; Poales; Poaceae
Molecular function (GO): protein binding
Source: RefSeq, a predicted model, not a curated record